AUGCCUCCCAACCCUCUCACCCUGAAGCAGCGACUGGCCGCCUUUUCCGCGCCAAAUGCUAGUAGCCGCCCCGAGUCUCAGCCGCAGUCCCCGACUUGGAAGCGACGGGCAUUCUUUGGAGCUCCCUCGCGGAUGCGGUCGUCGAGCAACGCCCAGGAAGGACUAUGGCAGAGUCAUGACAAUGUGCAGGAAGUGAUGACCCGUGUCAUCUUCCAGGCCGGGGUCGAUUAUGAGUACUUUUAUAGGGUUAUCAUGAACGCAUCCGCUCUGCCAGAUGUUCGAGAGGUUAACUACGAUGACUUGCUUGCUCGCAUUCUGGCAUACCUUGAUCUGUAUGUCGAGUCUGACUAUACGGUCGUAUUCUUCGCCGCUGGAGGACGGCACACGCCAGGCUGGAACUGGGUCUGGAAGGCCUACCGCAGUCUCAGUCGCAAAUAUCGCAAGAAUCUCAAGAAGCUGUUCAUCGUGCAUUCGACCUUCUUCACGAAAAUGUUGUUCUCGUUGGCGGGCACUAUCAUCAGCCCUAAGUUCUUCCGCAAGAUAACUUAUAUCAAUACCUUGUCCGAGCUUGCAUGUCAUAUACCACUGACCCAGAUAGAUAUCCCUCCUGCUGUGUAUCAGGAAAACCUCAAACAUGAGAAACAAAUCCAACUACCUACCCCGACGCGUGCGGACCUGUUUGGUGUGCCGCUUGAGGAGCUGAUGGGCUUUGACGGCGAGAAGGGCGGCAUCCCACGAGUCGUGAAAGACUGCAUGCAAUAUUUACGGCAGACGGGCCUGCAGGAAGAGGGUCUGUUCCGCCGCUCGCCGAACUCCGUCAUGCUCAAGCAGGCGCAACAAGCAUACGACAGAGGGCACGUCGUAUCGCUCGACACAUUUGGUGACCCCCACCUCGCUGCUGUACUACUGAAGAAAUUCCUACGAGAUCUGCCAACUCCUCUAUUUCCAGAGCAUCUAUAUCCGCUCAUCUCCCGCUGUCCGGCCCCCUCUGACGACCCGGCUGAUCUGUCAAGUAUCUUGUAUAUCCGCGAAACACUUCUCCCUGAGUUGCCACAUUGCUCUUACAUCCUCCUCAGCAAUGUUCUGCAGAUCUUACACGAGGUCUCUCUGCGAUCUGCGACCAAUCGCAUGGACGCGCACAAUCUUGCAGUCGUGAUCACGCCUAACCUCGUCUCCGGCUCAAAUCCCCUUCGGGAUGUGAUGAUGUGUGCAGUACCAGGCGGCGCGUUCCCGUUCGACUCCACCCCUUCCUUCUCGCCGACCGCAUCCACACCAGCCACGGGCAGGACAACGCUGGGCAUGGUCAUCAAGCUCUGCAUCCAGCGGUUCUACGAAGUUUUCGAUGAGGUGCAUGACCGCAGCGAAGCCAUCCUCCAGAGGCCAUUCGAGCCACGACCGUCGUCGCCCUCAUCGCCAUCCAGCCCUCGGGCGGACCGGAGGAGGGACAGCACGUAUGACGACGACGACGACAUUGACGACGCGAUGCUUGUCAUGCCCAUCGGACCCAGCUCCAGCUCGCAGCCGGCCGGCGCCCGCAGCCCGCCACACGCGGUGCCCUCUGCCAAGGUCGCACGCAACGGGGCGGGCGCGGGGACGACAGGGCGCUCGGUGCACACGACGAUCAAGGGCGGUGGCGGGGCCGCGAGCACGUACAGCCCGUACGGCACAGUCAACAAGGCGCGCUCGACUAUCAGUAUUGAGCGCGGUGGCGCCGCGCGCAAGGGCUCCAUCUCCGUCGGCCGCGGGACGUCGCGCAAGUCGGCGGGCGCGGGCGUGGAGGCGAUAGGGAUCACUGCGGAGGGGUUCUUUGCCGCCCCUGAUACCGCGCCGCCGGUGCCUGUGCUGCCCUCGCAGGUGAAGGCCAACGGAGGGCAGAUGCCGUGA
Postia placenta MAD-698-R-SB12 is the source of this 1884-nucleotide messenger RNA. RefSeq lists its product as hypothetical. Gene Ontology annotation, cellular component: cytoplasm. The transcript has 12 exons. Bases 1 to 1884 code for a protein of 627 amino acids. Gene Ontology annotation, molecular function: GTPase activator activity. The record is from RefSeq and is a predicted model, not a curated record. Gene Ontology annotation, biological process: small GTPase-mediated signal transduction. Lineage: Eukaryota; Fungi; Basidiomycota; Agaricomycetes; Polyporales; Adustoporiaceae.